AUGGUACUGGCAUUUUGUAGACGUGGUUCGGUUAUUCCUAUUUGUCUCUAUCUAUUGGUGGGGAGGUAUAUGAAGGAACGAAACAGUGGAUUGAGGAAUGAAAGCUCGAAGACAAAGAGAACCGGGCUUUUUCUUUAUAGGUAUAGAUUGCUGAGAUGGUUCUGGAACUCACGGAAAGAGGCUUUUAAGGGGUGCGCCCUUAACCCGAUUCCGGGUGAGUUCUGGAAACGACUAAUUUGGUACAAAAACAGGCUCUAUGGUUUGUUUUUGAUCUAUCGCUAUCUCCAAAAAAAGAGAAAUGAGGAGAUGGUGGGCUCUUCCAAGGAUAUGUCAUUUCUUCCGGUUUUUUAG
This is a messenger RNA of Glycine soja, 351 nucleotides long. Lineage: Eukaryota; Viridiplantae; Streptophyta; Magnoliopsida; Fabales; Fabaceae. The record is from the annotation of a RefSeq genome assembly.